CGCUCGGUGCAGCUGCGCGUGCCCGGUGCCUCCGGAGCAUCCUCCGCUCAGACCUGCGCGUCGCUCGGCGCCCACUGCCCGGCCUUCCCCGCGGCACCCCGGCGGCCCUUGCAGCCCCCGGCUUGACCAUGACGGCGCACUCCUUCGCUCUCCCGGUCAUCAUCUUCACGACGUUCUGGGGCCUCAUCGGCAUCGCCGGGCCCUGGUUCGUCCCGAAAGGCCCCAACCGCGGAGUGAUCAUCACCAUGCUCGUGGCCACGGCUGUCUGCUGCUACCUCUUCUGGCUCAUUACUAUCCUGGCCCAGCUGAACCCCCUGUUUGGGCCGCAGCUGAAGAACGAGACCAUCUGGUACGUGCGCUUCCUGUGGGAGUGACCGCCGC
Molecule: messenger RNA, 381 nt
Organism: Sorex fumeus (smoky shrew)
Lineage: Eukaryota; Metazoa; Chordata; Mammalia; Eulipotyphla; Soricidae
Gene: ATP6V0E2
Product: ATPase H+ transporting V0 subunit e2
Exons: 3
Coding region: 129-374 (81 amino acids)
Biological process (GO): proton transmembrane transport
Cellular component (GO): proton-transporting V-type ATPase, V0 domain
Molecular function (GO): proton-transporting ATPase activity, rotational mechanism
Source: RefSeq, a predicted model, not a curated record